AUGACUGAUAAAGAUGCAAAUAACCAACAUUCACAAAGUUUUUUUAAAACUUCCUUCUUAUCAAGUAUCAAUGCAUUUUCAAAUCAUACAAAACAACUGUUACCUGAUGUGAAUAAACGACUGAUUGAUUUACAAAAACGAGCACGAGAAUUACCAAAUCAAAUUAUUGAUUUACAAUACAGCUUUGAAUCUGAACGAAUGCAAUUUGUUAAAGAUAAAAAACUUGAUGAAACGAAUGGAGUAGUACAUCAUUCAAAAGGAUCGGAAAUAGUGGCCCCUUGGAUGGGUUACCGUAAAUAUGAAAACAAAAUAAAACAAGCCAUUUUGGACUUAUCAAAGGAUGAACGUAAUUUCUUAAUUCCUCCUCCUGAAGACACUGAUUUUCAAUUUAAUUUCAAUGCUUAUAGUCAAAGUGCUCAAGCAGUUUUAAAAGAGGAUGAACGUUUGGCUCGAUUAAGAUUUAUACUGGUGCCACAACAAGUAAGUGAGCCUAUAUUUUGGAGAAAUUAUUUUUAUAGGGUUACUCUUGUAAAACAGUCUGUCUUGAAUAAUAUUGAAUCAGCUGACAAUAACGAAAAAGAAGAAGAAGAAGAGGAAGAGGAAGAUUUUACAGUAAAAAAGGAUAAAGUAGUUCUAUUUAAUUUUAACGAAAAUGAAGAUGAUUCAACUUUGACAACCAGCAAAAAGCCAGUAGAUAGUUUGAAAAAUAAAGUAGAGGCAAAUGAAUAUGAGGGCAUGGAAGAAUGGGAGAUUGAGUUAAGAAGAGCAGCAAUAGAAUAG
Molecule: messenger RNA, 780 nt
Organism: Cokeromyces recurvatus
Lineage: Eukaryota; Fungi; Mucoromycota; Mucoromycetes; Mucorales; Mucoraceae
Exons: 5
Coding region: 1-780 (259 amino acids)
Cellular component (GO): cytoplasm
Source: RefSeq, a predicted model, not a curated record